CGUGAAAAGUGCAGUCGGCGUGCAAGGAAAAAAAGCAUCGAAAUAAGGAGUGAGCCGAAGAAGUGCCGGAGCAGGCCGUGCUGCCCGACGACAGAUUGUGCCGGAAAAAGCCUUCGUGAAGAAGGCCGUUUUACCGGAUACCAGCAGCCGGCCAAGGGCCAGACUGUGACAAAGGCAAAACAGCCUGCCUCCGAUUGCCGUGCGGUCAAUUUUCGUCUUUUAUUCGGCAGGAGGGAAAAUUUUUUAUCAAGAUCCCUAAAGAUCCACCCGACAGUGCCGCUCUGCAGUGUGGGCUACCAGAGAGCCAAUAUAGCCGGACAUUUCGCGCGCCUAGGAGAAAUCCCGGCGGCGCGACGUAUCGUGCAUUUAGUUUCGGCCUCGAACGCUGUGCGGGCAUUAUCGAGCGGAAGAAGGGUGGCGGAACAUACGCGUGCCAAGGAUCAGUCCCGGCGGCGCGGUUUAUCACUGUUUCCGGCCACGAGAGCCGAUUUGCGGCUGUAGGCGAUUUCGUCAUUGUGUUGCUGUUAGUUUUUAAAGGGACGAGCCGAAGAAGUUGAGCUCGACCAACCCGUGCCCAGGAUCAUUCCCGGCGGCGCGACUGAUCGUGUUUUCCUCGGCCAAAAGAGCCGUGCCGACAUUGGCCGAACAAACGUGCGGCCAGGAUCAUUCCCGGCGGCGCGAUUCAUACGCGUUUCCUGUCACAAGUGCCGAAUUACCAUUGUUGGCUGUCACUGCUGUUGUGUUGCUGCAGAGUCAUUGAGAAAGGAGUCGAAGGAGUGUCGUUCCCAUUUUGCGCGCCUAGGAAACAAAUUCCCGGCUGCGCGACUACCUGCAAAAUCGUUGCUCGGCGGAACGAGCUGAAGGAGGAAGUGUUUGCGUGCCGGCUCGCAGUGCCGAAGGAAAUAGGAGUAACGGCUCGCAGUGCCGCAGGAAGAGUGGUGAUCCGAGGUGGCGAUAUCACAGGUGAGCUUUAGUCAAGGGGGACUGGUGGGUGGAUAAAAACCUAUUUCCCUCGCGCACAAUUGCGCAAUUUAUUAAAUAUGCCUAUUAUAUCUGUUAGGGACAACCCGAGGCAAUAACAGACAGGCAAUAUUGGCGCCCGAAUUUAAUAGAACCUUUUAAGAUACUACAAAAAUCAAAAUGGACAUUAUUGACUUGAAUGAUGAGGAAAUUGACUACGAGCUUCGACUCAGAAAUAAAUUUGAUCUUGGUUUUAGUAAUCGCAGAACGAAACUUAGCGCGUUGCGAAAUUUAAUCACGGAGGAGAAAAAAGCAAAUUCUUAUGCUAGAUCCUCAACACACGUGAUGAACAUUGAAGAUAAUCUCAAUUUAUGUUUGACUAAUUUAGAAGCGAUAAAAACAAACGUGCGUAAAGCUGUCAAUGAAAAUGAUACGAAUGCUAAACGACAACUAUUCUCGCGUCUUGAGCAUUACCGUAACAGAUUAGAUCUUAUUCCGAAAGAUCAACCGCGAAGUGAAUUGUUAGUGCAACUGAUGAGUGAAGUGAAACAGUUAAAUGCAGCGUUGACAUCGAAUGAUGAUGCAGGUAGAGUAGACAAUAUUCAGCUAGAGGCAGCAGCAAAUCUAACGGUUUUGGACAGGAUGCCGAGAACCUCCAGCCCAUUUAGAGGAUUCGACGAAGAGGAACUGAGGUUGAACGAUCGACGAACCAGGGGUGCAUCUGUACCAUCGACAAAUCCGGUCAAUUUAAGCCGUCAAUCAGAAACCAUGCAACGAACUGGAGCCAUUCCCAAAGCCAGCAACAACACGAGGGAAGGCAACCAGGGGCAGAACAACACCGGAACAAGGAACGACGUCGAGUCUAAUAAAAGGAAUCAACUUGAACUGUUGGAAGAAAUUUUGGAGAGGCUUAGGCAGUUACCUAUCUCGCAACCACAACAGGCAACUCAAAUUCAUCAAGCACCUCAACAAAACAUUAAUGCAGCUCUUCAGCAAUCGGGAAUGCAACAAGUGCAUCAUCUUCCUGAACGUGGAAAUUCACAGCGCGAUCGAGGAGUGCAUCGAGACAACCAGAACAACGAAAUGUCUCAGGAGCUUCGCGACGAAGUACUGCUGUCGAUUCUGAGAGAGCAGAACAGGCACCAGAGAGGACCAAGAGGAAAACCAAUUCACGCAUGGCCUUUCAAAUACGACGGAAAGGGAAGUCCGCUAGAUCUGAUCGUGUUCAUCAAGAAGGUAGAAAAAUUCGCAAUGACCGACGACAUGAAUGGUGACGAAUUGAUGUCACAAAUAAAAUUUCUUCUGGUUGGAAAAGCCUUAGACUGGUUCUGUUUGGCAUGCAAUGCGUACAUCUCUUGGGAUGAAUUUAAAACAAGAAUAAAACAACAAUUUAUUCCUAGAGACUUUGCACAAUUAGUAUCGAUUGCCGCGCAAGUAUCAUCGCUAGCCAGCCUAAUUAAAGUUUGCGAAGAGGUGGAUGAAGCAAAUAUUAAUGGAAGCAGCUUCGCGGGCAAUUCACAUCGCCCACAAGAGCUCGGACGUGCAAAUGUUUACAGGCAGUUAAGACCACAGCUACAAAGUGACAACAGGCCAACAACACAGCAAGGGAUUAACGCAAUCGAAACCGAAAACACACCACAAUGGAAUUCGCCAUUAGUUCAGCAGAACAUGCCGGAUAUGUCACAGCAGUAUAGUAACACAAAUGCAGGUUUGAAUCCAGCGAUGCAGAACUAUGAUCUUUCAACGGAAGGGCAGACUUCUGAACCCAGAUACGGGAACGAAUUCAUAGGAGCAAGUUUCAACGCAGUUCAUGCGGAUAAUCAAGGGCGAAACCAAAGAAUGCCGAAUCGCCAAACUACAGCAAACACGACAUCGACGUUGAGAUGCUGGCAAUGUGGCAGAGACGAUCAUUUCUUCCUAACGUGCCCGUAUCCCAAAACACACCUGUUUUGUUAUCGAUGCGGAAAACAAGGAUACACUGUGAGGAAUUGUACCGACUGUAUUCAAAUGGCCAGAGAUCUCAUGCACAACCAUCCGGGAAACGCCAGAGGCGGCAACUGUUAG
Uranotaenia lowii is the source of this 3024-nucleotide messenger RNA. RefSeq lists its product as uncharacterized. NCBI's taxonomy places the organism in Eukaryota, Metazoa, Arthropoda, Insecta, Diptera, Culicidae. The record is from RefSeq and is a predicted model, not a curated record. The transcript is spliced from 4 exons. Bases 1141 to 3024 code for a protein of 627 amino acids. Gene Ontology annotation, molecular function: zinc ion binding; nucleic acid binding.